AUGCCUUGGGAGUCUGCAUAUUGGCGGUGUUGGGGUGUCCAGCUGGUGGGGUUCAGGUGCUGCACAACUCACGCAGCCGCAUGCGGCGCCAGUAGACAGUCGAGCGUCCAUUCACCGGCGCGUUUUACGAUGAUGCAAAGGGUGCAUCCACCGGACGCGGGCGAUGAGUCUCUUGGAAAGCAUCAAGAACCGGAUAUAUACUGUACUUGGUAUUGCCUGCCUAGUGCCUACGGAUACCGUAUGGUAGACACGCAGCAGGUCGUGAAUCGAGGACAGCGGGCUGCAAGUAAGGACAGAGUUCGGUUGUCCGUUGGCCGUCACGCGGCAACUGCUUCAUCGUUGACUGUUGCUGUAACUGUUGCGACGAGCAAAACAGACUCAUCACCAAACCAGUUUAUGCAGCGGUCUGAUAUCCUUGUCCGCCCCAAAGCCGAGCCCGUUGGAAAACACCACCUUCGCACAUAG
Molecule: messenger RNA, 465 nt
Organism: Pyricularia oryzae 70-15
Lineage: Eukaryota; Fungi; Ascomycota; Sordariomycetes; Magnaporthales; Pyriculariaceae
Exons: 4
Coding region: 1-465 (154 amino acids)
Source: RefSeq, a predicted model, not a curated record